Molecule: messenger RNA, 11979 nt
Organism: Mauremys mutica (yellowpond turtle)
Lineage: Eukaryota; Metazoa; Chordata; Testudines; Geoemydidae
Gene: PLXNA1
Product: plexin A1
Exons: 32
Coding region: 396-6062 (1888 amino acids)
Biological process (GO): positive regulation of axonogenesis; semaphorin-plexin signaling pathway involved in axon guidance; negative regulation of cell adhesion
Cellular component (GO): semaphorin receptor complex
Molecular function (GO): protein binding; semaphorin receptor activity
Source: RefSeq, a predicted model, not a curated record
UCAGUCGCUCUCCCUGGGAAGUCAGAUCGAGGCUGGAGUUCCAUUGGAACCCUGCGCUGCAUUCCAUUCCAAUUCCAUUCAUGCUGGUCAGAGGCAGCGGCGGCAGCGGAGGAGCGAGCGAGGCGCGGAGCCCCGGCUUGCAGGGAGGGGGGAGGGCUAGUUGGUUGGUGUGGAAUGUAAUUAUGGCUGGCACAUCUGAAGCAAGCUCCGGUCCAGGCUGGCUGAUCAGGCUGCCAGUGUCCACGACGCCCUGAAUGUGAAGUCUAGCAGAAGCAGAGGAGACCGUGGCCCUGUAAUACCCCCUCCCAUCCCCGCACCCCUCUAUUUUGGGUUGGCUUCUAUUUAUUUUGUGGCUGGGUUUGUGCACGGCCCUGGUCGGAUGUGACACUGCUGCAAUGUGGCUCCUUCGGCUCAAGCACCACUUGUCCGUUAAUAUCUGGACCCUUCUGCUUUUGGGGAGCGCCUGGCUACCACUGGCAGAGGGCACCCCCAAGUCCCUCUUUAGGACUUUCUCUGUCACAGACUGGAGCUUGACACACCUGGUGGUCCACAACAAAACUGGGGAGGUCUAUGUGGGCGCUGUCAACCGGAUCUACAAGCUCUCCAACAACCUGACGCUGUUGCGUGCCCAUGUGACGGGGCCGGUGGAUGAUAACGAGAAGUGCUAUCCGCCCCCUAGCGUCCAGUCCUGCCCCCAUGGGCUGGUCACCACCAACAAUGUCAACAAGUUGCUGCUGGUGGACUACUCAGGGAACCGGCUGAUCGCCUGUGGUAGUGCCUCCCAGGGCAUCUGCCAGUUCCUACGCUUGGACGACCUCUUCAAGCUGGGGGAACCCCACCACCGCAAGGAGCACUACCUCUCCAGUGUCAAUGAGUCGGGCACCAUGUCAGGUGUCAUCAUUGAGGUGCUUAAUGGACAAAACAAGCUCUUCAUCGGGACGCCGAUCGAUGGGAAGUCCGAGUACUUCCCCACCCUCUCUAGCCGCAAGCUGAUGACCAACGAGGAGAACGCGGAGAUGUUUGGCUUCGUCUACCAGGACGAGUUUGUCUCCUCCCAGCUCAAGAUCCCCUCAGACACGCUCUCCAAAUUUCCCACGUUUGACAUUUACUACAUCUAUAGCUUCAGCAGUGAGCAGUUCGUCUACUACCUGACCUUGCAGCUGGACACCCAGCUCACCUCGCCUGACUCUACAGGGGAGCAAUUCUUCACCUCCAAAAUCGUCCGCCUCUGUGUGGACGACCCCAAGUUCUACUCCUACGUGGAGUUCCCCAUCGGCUGCGUGCGAGAUGGCGUCGAGUACCGCCUGAUACAGGACGCGUACCUCAGCAAGCCCGGCAAGGUGCUUGCCAGGCAGCUGGGCAUCUCGGAGCAGGAAGACAUCCUCUUCACUGUUUUCUCCCAGGGCCAGAAGAACAGGGUCAAGCCACCCAAGGAGUCCGUCCUCUGCCUCUUCACUCUGAAAAAGAUAAAAGACAAAAUCAAGGAGCGCAUCCAGUCUUGCUACCGAGGGGAGGGAAAGCUGUCACUGCCCUGGCUAUUGAACAAGGAAUUGGGUUGCAUCAACUCGCCUCUGCAGAUUGACGACUAUUUCUGUGGCCAGGAUUUUAACCAGCCGCUGGGCGGGACGGUGACCAUCGAGGGGACAGCGCUCUUUGUGGAUAAGGAGGAUGGCAUGACCUCGGUGGCUGCCUAUGACUACCGGGGACACACGGUGGUCUUCACCGGCACGCGGAGUGGCAGGAUCAAAAAGAUCCUGGUGGACUUGUCCAGUCCCAGCGGGCGGCCGGCGCUGCAGUAUGAGAACGUCGUGGCCCACGAGGGCAGCUCCAUCCUGCGAGACCUGGUGCUCAGCCCCGACCGCCAGCACAUCUACGCCAUGACUGAGAAACAGGUGACACGAGUGCCCGUGGAGAGCUGUGAGCAAUACAAGAGCUGUGCGCUGUGCCUGGGAUCCAAGGACCCCCACUGCGGCUGGUGUGUCCUUCAUAACGUCUGCUCGCGGAAGGACCGAUGUGAGCGGGCUGAUGAGCCUCAGCGCUUUGCCUCGGACCUGCGCCAGUGCGUCCAGCUCACCGUCCAGCCCAGGAACAUAUCGGUCACUAUGUCUGAGGUCUCGCUGGUUCUGCAGGCCUGGAACGUCCCAGAUCUCUCCGCCGGGGUAAACUGCUCCUUUGAAGAUUUCACGGAGUCCGAGAGCCGCAUUGAAGAUGGGAGGAUCUACUGUAGCUCUCCAUCUGCAAAGGAUGUGAUCCCCAUCACCAGGGGCAGGGGCGACAAGCGGGUGGUGAAGCUCUACUUGAAGUCCAAGGAGACUGGGAAGAAGUUUGCUGCUGUGGAUUUCAUUUUCUACAACUGCAGCGUCCAUCAGUCCUGCCUGUCCUGCGUGAAUGGCUCCUUCCCAUGCCACUGGUGUAAAUAUCGGCACAUCUGCACCCACAACGCUGCUGACUGCUCCUUCCAGGAGGGGCGUGUCAACAUGUCUGAGGACUGCCCACAGAUUCUGCCCUCCACCCAGAUCUACAUCCCUGUGGGCGUGGUGAAGCCCAUCACUCUGACAGCCAAGAACCUGCCACAGCCACAGUCCGGCCAGCGCAACUACGAAUGCAUCUUCCACAUCCCUGGCAGCGCCACCCGCGUCACAGCUCUGCGCUUCAACAGCACCAGCAUCCAGUGCCAGAACACCUCGUAUUUCUAUGAAGGGAAUGACAUCAGCGACCUGCCCGUGAACCUGUCCGUGGUGUGGAAUGGAAACUUUGUCAUCGACAACCCCCAGAACAUCCAGGCUCACCUGUACAAGUGCUCGGCCCUGCGUGAAAGCUGUGGCCUCUGCCUCAAGGCAGAUCCGCGCUUCGAGUGUGGCUGGUGCGUGACGGAGAAAAGGUGCACCCUGCGGCAGCACUGCCCGGCCUACGAGAGCAGCUGGAUGCAUGCCAGCAAUGGCAACAGCCGCUGUACAGACCCCAAGAUCAUCAAGCUGUCACCGGAGACAGGCCCCAGGCAGGGAGGGACCCGUCUGACCAUCACCGGGGAGAAUCUGGGCCUGAAGUUUGAGGAUGUGCGCAUGGGAGUGCGGGUCGGCAAAGUGAUGUGCAUCCCCAUCGAGAGCGAGUACAUCAGCGCGGAGCAAAUUGUGUGUGAGAUCGGAGACGCCAGCCCAGGCCGAGUCCAUGAUGCCCGUGUGGAGGUGUGCAUCAGGGACUGCUCCCCCAGCUACAGGGCCACAUCCCCCAAAAGCUUCACGUUUGUGACGCCCACUUUCUACCGUGUGACUCCGGCUCGGGGUCCCCUCUCUGGGGGCACCUGGAUUAGCAUUGAGGGUAACCACCUCAAUGCAGGCAGUGAUGUCACAGUGACCAUCGGGGGACGACCUUGUGUCUUUUCAUGGAGGAACGCUCGGGAGAUCCGGUGCCGGACGCCACCAGGCCAGAGCCCUGGUGGGUCACCCAUCCUCAUCAACAUCAACCGGGCCGAGUUGAGUAACUCCGAGGUGAAGUACAAUUACACAGAGGACCCCACCAUCCAGAAGAUAGACCCAGAGUGGAGCAUCAAUAGUGGUGGGACGUUGCUGACUGUGAUAGGCACCAACCUGGCCACUAUCAAAGAGCCUAGGAUCCGUGCCAAGUACGGCAGCGCUGAGAGGGAGAACAACUGUACUGUCUACAACGACACCACCAUGCUGUGCUACGCUCCAUCCAUCGACAACCCGUCCCGGAGCCCCCCAGAGAUCGGUGACCGCCCAGAUGAGAUUGGCUUUGUCAUGGAUAAUGUCCAGGCGCUGCUGAUUGUUAAUACCACCAGCUUCGUCUAUUAUCCGGACCCCGUCUUCGAGCCCCUCAGCCCCUCUGGCAUGCUGGAGCUCAAGCCCAGCUCUCCCCUUAUCCUCAAGGGCCGGAACCUGCUCCCGCCGGCUGCUGGUAACUCCCGGCUGAACUACACGGUGCUGAUUGGUGACACUCCCUGCGCCCUGACAGUCUCCGAGACUCAGCUCUUGUGCGAGUCGCCAAACCUCACGGGACAGCACAAAGUCACGAUCAAGGCUGGAGGGUUUGAGUUCUCCCCGGGGACGCUGCAGAUCUACUCAGACAGCCUCCUGACACUGCCUGCCAUCAUCGGGAUUGGUGGCGGAGGCGGCCUCCUCUUGCUCAUCAUCAUCAUCGUCCUCAUCGCCUACAAGCGCAAGUCCCGGGAUGCCGACCGCACCCUGAAACGCCUGCAGCUGCAGAUGGACAACCUGGAGUCCCGCGUGGCCUUGGAGUGCAAGGAGGCCUUUGCCGAACUGCAGACAGACAUCCACGAGCUGACGAACGACUUAGACGGGGCUGGCAUCCCCUUCCUGGACUAUCGCACCUACGCCAUGAGGGUCCUCUUCCCCGGGAUAGAAGACCAUCCUGUGCUGAAGGAGAUGGAGGUCCAGGCGAAUGUGGAGAAGUCCUUGAGCCUCUUUGGGCAGCUCUUGAACAAGAAGCAUUUCCUGCUGACCUUCAUCCGCACCUUGGAGGCGCAACGCAGCUUCUCCAUGCGGGACCGGGGCAACGUGGCUUCCCUAAUCAUGACAGCGCUGCAGGGGGAGAUGGAGUAUGCCACAGGCGUGCUGAAGCAGCUCCUCUCAGACCUGAUCGAGAAGAACCUGGAGAGUAAGAACCAUCCCAAGCUGCUCUUGCGGAGGACGGAGUCUGUGGCUGAGAAGAUGCUGACGAAUUGGUUCACGUUCCUCCUGUACAAGUUUUUAAAGGAGUGUGCUGGAGAGCCUCUCUUUAUGCUAUACUGUGCCAUCAAACAGCAGAUGGAAAAGGGACCCAUUGACGCCAUCACCGGAGAGGCCCGCUACUCGCUGAGCGAAGACAAGCUGAUCCGGCAGCAGAUUGACUACAAAAUGCUGACGCUGAACUGCGUGAACCCUGAGAAUGAGAAUGCCCCCGAGAUUCCCGUCAAGGUUCUGAAUUGUGACACCAUCACACAGGUGAAGGAGAAGCUGCUAGAUGCCGUCUACAAGGGCGUGCCCUACUCCCAGAGACCCAAGGCAGGAGACAUGGACCUGGAGUGGCGGCAGGGCAGGAUGGCCCGAAUCAUUCUGCAGGAUGAAGACGUGACCACAAAGAUAGAUAAUGACUGGAAAAGGCUCAACACCCUCGCCCACUACCAGGUGACUGACGGCUCCUCUGUGGCACUGGUGCCCAAGCAGAACUCGGCAUACAACAUCUCCAACUCUUCCACCUUCACCAAGUCACUGAGCAGAUACGAGAGCAUGCUCCGGACAGCCAGCAGCCCCGACAGUCUACGUUCACGGACCCCCAUGAUCACGCCUGACCUGGAGAGUGGUACCAAGCUUUGGCACCUAGUGAAGAAUCACGACCACAUGGACCAGCGGGAGGGAGACCGGGGCAGCAAGAUGGUGUCCGAGAUCUAUCUGACCCGUCUGCUGGCCACCAAGGGCACCUUGCAGAAGUUCGUCGAUGACCUGUUUGAGACCAUCUUCAGCACGGCACACCGCGGGAGCGCCCUGCCCCUGGCCAUCAAGUACAUGUUCGACUUUCUGGACGAACAAGCCGACAAACAUCAGAUCAACGAUUAUGACGUCAGGCACACCUGGAAGAGUAACUGUCUACCUCUGCGUUUUUGGGUGAAUGUGAUUAAGAACCCCCAGUUUGUGUUUGACAUUCACAAGAACAGUAUUACUGAUGCUUGCCUAUCCGUGGUGGCUCAGACAUUCAUGGACUCCUGCUCAACUUCUGAGCACAAGCUAGGGAAAGACUCUCCCUCCAACAAACUACUGUAUGCCAAGGACAUCCCCAACUAUAAGAGCUGGGUAGAAAGAUAUUAUGCAGAUAUUGCUAAAAUGCCAGCAAUCAGUGACCAGGACAUGAGUGCGUACCUGGCGGAGCAGUCCCGGUUACACCUGAGCCAGUUCAACAGCAUGAGUGCGCUGCACGAGAUCUACUCAUACAUCACCAAGUACAAGGAUGAGAUUUUAGCUGCUUUAGAGAAGGAUGAACAGGCCCGGAGGCAACGGCUGAGGAGUAAGCUGGAGCAGGCAAUUGACACAAUGGCCCUAAGCAGCUGAAAAGGCCGAGGCAGCCCUGACAGCUUUCCAGCAGUGGAUACUACAAGAGAGAGGCCAGCAAGCGGCAGCAGCAGAGUACUUUGGGUCCAGAGCCAAAUGGACACGCGGAGCCCACCGCGUCCCGAAACUCUUAACACAAACGAACAAGAAAACCUACCACUGUAUCACACCCAAUCCAAUCAGACCUAUCCAGAGACCUUGCAAAAGGGACGGUGUGGGCAGGAGUGCAAAGGAGCCGAGAAGAACUGCAGGGAGCUUGCAGCACACCCAGCACAGCUGCUCCGCCUGGGGACAUGUCCCCGAUCUGGCGAUGGAGGCUGGAGGGUCGGGGACUGCACUAACUUCUAGGGCAACAUGUCUGAUGUUGUUGUUUUUAGCGCAGGGAGGGUGGGCGGGGCUUUCGUUUUUUCUCUACUUGACUCGCUCCCCCUUCCUCCCCACCGGCCUCCCAGCUCUCCGCCCAUAUCCCUUCCCCCUUCUCUCUCUCUCUCCCCUCCCCACCCCGGCUCUCUGCCCUUCUGCCAUUAGUGUUAACUGCUAUAUUUGCACAAUUUACAAGAGAGAAACAAAAAAAUUUAAUUAAAACAAAGUAUAACACAAAGGGGGAGGGGAAGGGAGGUUCUAAAUUUUGCAACAAACUAACAAAAAAAAAGGAGGGUUUAAAAGAAUCACUCAAAGGACAGAUUCUGGGAGGAGAAGGGUGAGGGUGGGCAGGGAGUGGGAGACCAGUCCCAGAACCUUGGGGUAGUCCAUAAAAUUUGUCCUGGGCCAUGUUUGAUUUGAAUGUUGUUUAGUGCAGAAAGCAAAACAGGAUCUUUUGUUAGCUGAAUCAGCUCUAAUUUACAUGCUGCUUAAGUGGUGUCCGAAGGUCACAAUCCAAGAAGAGGAAGAACAGAGAGAGGGGUGACGAUCUUCGAGGCCUUUUCCCAGGGAUCGGCCAGUGCUGUGAAUCGUGGCGGGGGCGUGGCGUGGUCUCGACUUCAUCCUUGUUUUUAUUUGCAUGUUGCUGUUUCUGCGUGGGGCAGGACAAAGCUCUUCAUAGCCAGAGCUUGUGCUCCAUCCUCUCUUGUGAAGGGGAGUUUCCCGGCAGCAUUCCCUGGUGGCGGUCGGUGCUGUGAGCGGUGUCUGGGCCAUGGAGAAGCCCUCAGGGACCUUUCAAGCUGGGAAGCCGUUGAAAACAGACCUUUCAAAUGGGCAUCUCCAUGACUCCAAGUGCAGGUAGAUGACUGUAGUGGGGAGGUUGAUGUUCUGGGAGCUUGAGCUUGCGCUACAUCCAAGUGGAUUAGGAGCAAAGGGCUUUCCGACCCAAACAGGGGGAGCGGGAAGGCAGUGUCAGCAUGGGGCUUUCACAUCCUGUCUUUGCCUCCUUUGAGAGAGUUUCCUUCUGACGCCCCCUAACAGCCUGAGGUGCUGAGCAUCUCAGCACGUUUGCAGCUCUUGGUGUCCUUUAAAGCAGCCUUAAUGAAGCCACUGAUGGCAGCUGGCUCAUGCUCCAGCCGGGCUCCGGAAUCUCUACAAUCCCAGGGUUCUCCCAGCACUACCAGGCAGGCUCCUGCAUUGAAAGCCGUUGGAGACAGUAGUCCAACAUACCCUUUUCUUUAGCAAGGAGCUAGGUGUGAGGUGCGGGGAGCUGCCAGCCUGCCACUCUGCUGUAACUAAGCCUUAACCCGCUGCAGCCUAGCAGUCCAAUUACAAGCAUUUUUGGCUGGAGCUACAUCAGUGCAUUUGUUUCAGGUUAGGCCUAACCGAUCCCAGGAAAUGGGAAGAGGGUGGGGGGGCAUGAGGGCGGCCCUGGAAUUUUGACUGCAUGGUAAAACCAUUUUUCUUGGUCCUCUUUUUGUGCUGAUGUAAGGGAAGGGCCCGAGUCACCCAGGGAAAUGGUUUAGGUCCUUAUUUCUCUGCAGAAAUCUGUCACAGACCAGUGAUGCCAUAUAAGGCUUUUCUCUGUAGCUGCACUGGUUCCGGAGGGAUGUAUGGGCCGUAACCUUGAAUGGAAGGUUGUGUGUGGUCGGUUACAGGCUAAGAGGGCAAACCCCAAGUGGUGAUUGCUGUAGCUCUCCAGAUCUGAAUUUCCCGCAUACUCGGCUGUCUCAGAUCCCUGCUGCUACUGUGUACGCGGUCAGGAGCUGUUGGCACAAAAGGUUGGAGAGGGUUCUGUAAACUAAGCUGUUCAAUGAGCUUGCCAUGCGCUGGUUUAACAAAACAGGGGGCAGGCACCACUCACCCUGCUGUCCCCAAGCCCCAGGAGCUGUUGUGUGUGCAUGGCGUGUCUGUGCACAGCUCACACAGUGGUGAUGCUAGUUAUCCAGAUAGUUAUGUGCUCAGGUACCAGGGUGAAGGGCGCAAUAGAAAACCCUCUGAUAGAUCAUCAGGAGACUGUGCGAAAGGGAAGGUAGGAGGGACUGGGGGGUUUCUGCUGUGGCUGCCAUGUUGCGCUGUAUUUUGGUGGUGCUACACAUAGCUCAUACCUCCGCUGUGUAUGUACACAUACGACCACCCAGCGCCUGUAUGUCCCACCAGAGCCCUCACAUGGCAUCACUCAGUCAUGGUUGGAAAGGGCCCUGGAAUUCCAUAGGGCCGAUUUCCAGCCCCCCUCCCUGGGGAACGAGUGUCUUACAAAGCACCUGAGAAUUCUCCUUUUAGCCUUCAUUAGCCCGCUGAGAGCUAGGUGAGGAGCCAAAGCAUUCCACACCCCAGGAAACCAAACCCAGGCUAGGAUCUCACUGGGCUUCUGCCCGGAAUGUACCUCUCUUUCCCCUCUCCGUACUCGUUCUUCCCCUCUCGCUCUCCCCCGCUCUGUCUUUUUGGGUGAUUGUUGCAUUCUCUCAUUUCACUGGAAAUCCAGGGAUCCAUCUCCUUUGGAAGCCUCUGCUUGACAUGUCAGAUCUUCAUGGCUUUAUUAUUUAAAGAAACAAAGGUGCCGAGCCGCUGCCCAGACUCAGAGCAGGUGACCAAAACCUUCUAUAAACUUAGUUUUCUUUUGCAUACAGAACUGCGAAUCUACAUUGCUGCGUGGGCCGAGGAGGGGCCCACACCAUGCCAGAGGUGGGCUACUGAAAAUUUAAAAAUACCGGCUCGGUUUCUAUCCAUUCCCUUAGAUUGCAAGUAAGGGGCGGAGGGGGAAAAAUAAUGAAGUUUUUAAUUAAAAAAAAUAGUGUGUGUAUAUAUAUAUAUAUAUAUGUGGUUACAAUCUAAUUCUUGUGCCCCAGUGGGGUGCUGUAUAGUUAACUGAAGGAGAAACAAACCGAUAUUAAAUAUUAAAUGGAUUUACACAGCCAGUGGAAAAUACCAAAUGAUCUGGAAGAAAUUUCCAAGCAUUUCUCACCAAGCAGAACAAUCUUUUGAGCCUGCACAUCUCUAAUUACGUUGUAAUUUUGUUUUUUGAAUUAAAGAAGAGGAGAAGGAGAAGAUGAUUUUAAAAAAUAAAACAACAAAACCAAACCAAACAAAACAAAAAUAAAAAAUAAAAAAGAUAAAACAAAUACCCAACCCAACCUGAGCCAUCUCCGGAGUUGUGGGACCUGUGGGCUGUUGCAUGACUGUGCUAGAUUUUAGUCUGAGUUGAACUUUUUAAGGAACAAAAACAGAAAACUGCAAGUGUUGAAUACUAGAGGUUCGUUUAGACCUUUUCUUUUACAUUUUGGAAUUAAUUUGUCACUUUCUCAUCAAAGACAAAAAUUAAUUUGACUUCAACGGUUUACUUCUCAAAAUGGUCCUCAAAGACCCUUAAAGGACAGCUGUGUGCUAGCGGGCUCCCGAAAGAGGCAACAUCUGUUUCACUUGCUCUCUUGGGGUCUCCUUCAGCAGUGGCGAGAGGGAAGGAAUCCUCAAGUGAAACUGGGCUGUGGGCCAUGAAACACGGCUUUGUGGAUACUUUAGAAAAUGAAGGCCAGAUCCUCAGCUGGUGUGAAUGUGCAGAGCUUCAUUGAAAUCAGUGUUUUUUAAAGAGAGACGAGGCCACGUUGAUCUAAAGUUUUUCCCGUUUCUCCUUUUUGCUGUGUAGCACUGGUUGAAACAUGUUCAAGGCCAGUGCCACCAACCUGGCUAGGAAUUUACACACCUCACCGUGGUAUCUUGGCCGUAAUAAUCCACGUUAGUGGGAAGGGCAUUUCUGUGGUGAGGCUGCUUUAUUAUCUUUACCCCAAGAAUGACUUGAAGCAGGAACCAGUUGUUUUUUAAAUCCUCCAGCUACAUCAAAUAAGAGACGAUUUUAACACAGACAAUUUCUAGGCUGUAAUUACACCGCACGUGGUUUUUAAUGAGGUAGAAGGUAUGUAUGGGUGUGUGCCCAAAGGCAUUCUGGACAUGGGUUUUGGUUUAGCUACGCUAGAGAGGAGGCUGAGGGGAACAGUGAAAUCUCGAUUCAGAUCUGGACGCAAAGUUGAGCUGCAGGUCUAUGUCGGCUGGAGAGGGACUCAGUUCAGAUCAGGUGGGCAGGAGAGUGUAGUUCAGCCUGCCUGCACUUCUACCUGACCUUCCAGCCAUUGGGAGCGAGCUCCCCUGUGACCUCCUCCCUCCUACCUGCAUUUCUCCUUCCCAGUCAGUCUGCCUGAGUCAUUCAUCAUCCUCCCGCUCUUGUGCUGACAAAUUGUGAGGUCACCAGCCCUAAUCAGUAGCCUCAGUGAAUCAGGCAGGAGGAGCCAGCUGAGAAGGAAGGGAGACUGGGGGUGUUUUAAAUAGCAGGAAAGAAGUGAGUGCAAGUCCACGCUGGUGUGUAACAGGAUAUUGGUAUUUUUAUAGCUUGACUGACAUGAGCAGCACAUCUGCCUGAGCUGGCAUGAGCCCCUCUGAUGGUGAUAAUGGAGCCCAGGAUUCCCUGUAGGGCGUUAACUCUGGUCCUGGGAAUAGGCACAGCUCCCAGGGCAGGGCAGCCGCCUUCUCGUCCCCUUUCCCCCACUCAUCUUGGCGUGGCAUUUCUGGCAGGUGCUUUGGAAGUUGAUCAGUUUCUUCCACCAAAGACCAGCACAUUCCCACCUUGGAGACAGUGGUCCCAUCGCUGCCAGGCCCAGCUGUCGGUGAGGUCAGACAGCGGCUCCAUGACUUGAGAGAUCCUUAAGAAAGGGACCUUUUUUUUUUAAUACUCUCCACUUUUGCUAAGUUGUCAGGUGGUACUUUUAGCCUUUCACGUCUAACACCCAGGGUGUUUGAUCAUGCUCAGACUUCUGCCUGAUGCCUCAGAGCUCCACUCUUGCCCCCAGAACUGGGAUCUUUACCGUGCUGUUCAAACAGGAACCAGGGGAAUGGGAUGGGGGCAGCAAAGUGGAGACCUGCAGGCUUUGGCUGUGCAGAUUCUUCCAAAACAUCCUGCUGGGAAUGAAAACAGGGAGGGAAGGGCUUGCCAGAGCCCAGGCCUCCUCAUCUGCUCUCAGUGCUGAAACCUGAGCCCUUGGACUUUGGGUGGGUCCUGCUUUGCCCGAUGCUGGUGUCAGAGAAUAGACCACAGGGCUCAAUGCUGCAUUGGCCCAGGGUGGAAAUGACCAUGUGACUGUUGCCAUCUGAGUUAUCUUCUGAUUUGAGACAAUAUUCACACACUUCCUUUCGGUUCAGUUUUAGAUUUGAAAUGCAGCCAAGCCAUGGAAGUGCUCCUCUCUACCCUUCUAUCGAGAACGAGUCCACUGCCUGCUCAGCAGCUGGCCAGCUCAUGGGAGCUGAGUGGCCUGGCUCUCUGAAGGAACCACAGUGCACCAUUAGCUGUCCUUUAAGAAAGUCAGGGGGAAACCAACAGCAAAAGGCCGAGAACUUUAAUAGUAACAUACAGAGUCCUGAAAACUUUGUGAUUGUUUCAAACUUGAAGCAACUGUGCCAGUGUGGCUGGUCGACACCCUUCGACCGUGUAAAUAUCCUGCUAUUUCCUAUUUUAAUGUUCUUCAGAUUUAGUACUUGUAAAUAAACACGCGCAUCAAGGAGAGAUUAAACA